Theileria equi strain WA is the source of this 4598-nucleotide messenger RNA. Its product is annotated as ABC transporter, ATP-binding protein domain containing protein. Gene Ontology annotation, cellular component: membrane. The coding region runs from base 54 to 4598 and encodes 1514 amino acids. Gene Ontology annotation, molecular function: ATP hydrolysis activity; ATP binding; ABC-type transporter activity. NCBI's taxonomy places the organism in Eukaryota, Apicomplexa, Aconoidasida, Piroplasmida, Theileriidae. The record is from RefSeq and is a predicted model, not a curated record. The transcript has a single exon. Gene Ontology annotation, biological process: transmembrane transport.
CCCAGUAACAUUCUCGAACCCACUAUGCAAUUCUGAAAAUAUAGAAUAUUUCAAUGGAGAAUAUAGCAGUUCCUCCGGAGAAAAGCUGCCAUUUUUGGGAGAGCGAGGUGGAGCUGACCAGGAAGAAGACAAAAGAACCAGAUGGUAGGCGGUUCCGCUACUUUGACGACAAGAGCAUCUUCAACUUUGUAUUCUUCAUCUGGGCAUACAAAUGGGUUAAAGCAGCUGCCAAAGAGUACCUGGACCCUUAUAUGCUUCACCCUCUCCCACUGGCUGACCAGAUUCUUAUAUGGCAGCCUAUUCUUUCUAAGCACAUUAGUGAUGGUAUAGCCAGCCUGGAGGCUUAUGAAUCCCUCAGUGAGGAUGAGAAGAAGAGUGCCAAGAAACCAGUAAGAUACAUUCUGGCAAGGGCAAUCUGGCUGACCUUUUGGAAAAGGUUGCUCGCUAUUAUAGCAUGUGUAAUAGUAAUGAAUGGCGUUGGAAUGAGUGUCUCUAUUUUCCUACACAAGUUGCUGAGCCUAUUGUCUGACAGAGACUUUAGGUUCAUGGCAUUUUUAGGACUAGCUCUCUCCAUCAUUCUCAUGGAAUUGUUCAAGGAAAUUUUCAUGGACCACAUUUACUACUAUUUACAAAGGCUUACUGCUGUUAUUGAUUCGUGCCUUCGUGUCACGAUUUUCCAGCACAGUUUGUGCUAUAGGCGCAGCAGAUUUAGCAGUUUUCCCGACGACUCAAACUCUUGCAGAAAUGUCAUUCACUGCUGUUCCGGGGAGGACGCAUGUACGGAUAACCCAUUACUAUGUCCAGCCAGACGUUACAAGAACAAUAAAGUAACUCCCAAAAUCUAUUCCCUUAUCUUAAAUGACCCACAUUACAUUCCACUUUUUAUCGAGUUCACAACCGGCAUGAUUGAUUUUCUGACAGCCUUCACAUACGGACUAAUACUCAUCAGCCAACAGUUUCACAUGAAGGCACUCACUAUCCUUAUCAUUUCUUUGUCUCUAGUCGCAUGUAUGUUCGUGAUGGAACUUGUCAAUGGUUUUGUUAUGAAAUAUUUCUUUGGGGUUAGGGAUAAUAGAAUCGCUAGGUCUGAGGAAAUUGUUUCAGCCCUGGAUCUUAUCGAGAGAAUGUCAUUAGAUGAUAUCGGCCACAAUGCUAUUACAGAGGCUAGGAAUGAUGAACUGGUCAUUGUACCUAUUCGUUUCUUCUUAUCUCUCAUGAACAAGGUCAUCAUUACUUCAAUAAUGUGCAUAAACAUCAUUGUUCUAAUUGAUGACUUUGUCGGACAGGUUGAAGGUUCUACAGAUGCAAAGGAGAUCGAUCCCUCAGGACUACUUGCCUCUAUUUUCGUUCUGUUAAAGAUUCUUGGUCCACUAUACAUGGUUCCUCUUAAACUCAAACUUUUAGUUUUUACCAUAAUAUCCUUUUUGAGGGUGGAACGCUUCUUGAGAACUUGUUCACCAAACUUUUACAUUCCUGAUAACAAGUUUACUGGGAAGACUACUCUACCAGAGAUUGGGCCAGGUAAGGAUAAGAGCAUACCCAAAGGACUGAUGGUGAUGUUUAAGAAGGCCUCCUUUGCCUGGGUCAAUAGCAGGAAGGAUCUCCUAGACAAUACUGGUACUACUUGUCUUAGGAACCUUGACUUUGUCCUCAAUACUGGUGACCUUGCCAUUGUAACUGGUGCUCAAGGUUCUGGUAAGAGUAACUUUGUCAAGGCUAUCCUUGGUGACAUGACUCUUGUUGAAGGAUCAAUGGCUGUAUUGCCUCUCUCUACCAACAUGCCAAUAUUCUAUGCUUCUCAGGAUGUCUGGCUACAAAAGGGUACCAUUAAGUCUAACAUUACCUUUGGUCACAGAUUUGAUGAGGAUGUCUACAACACAGUUCUGAAGGCUAUUGAACUUGAACAUGACAUAUCGACUUGGGAAGAGGGUGACAUGCGUAAGAUCUCUGAACAUGGUUACUCCCUCAGUGGAGGUCAGAGAGUCAGAGUUGGACUUGCUCGUGCCAUUUACGCCUACCUCAUCUUUAGCGAGACUAAUAGAGAGAGCGGAUCUGACCAUUCCUUCCUUGUAGCCCUUGAUGACUGUUUCACUAGCUUGGAUCCAUUCGUGGCGAGGACCAUCUUUAGGAAUCUUUUUAAUGUUAAUGAUGGAUUAUUGGCAAAGGAUGAUGUAUCUGCAGUUCUAACGAUUUCCAAGCGUAUAUUAGACGCUUGUGUAUCAUCAGAAUCACCUGAUUCAUACCCAGAUGCUCCAAUAUAUUUUCUGGAGAACAAGGGUCUUGUGCAGAGCAACAAACUCAAGUCUUUGAUAGAGCACGAAGUUGGCCAUAUUGAGCCUCCAAAACCUUCUUUUGACAGAGUGAAGCUUUCAUCUGUAUCACGUGAUAUCCUCAGAAGAUGCAACUCAGAUGACUAUACUCGUGAUGGACGAAGAAGGUCAACGGAAUCUAGAUAUUCCGAUUCUCCAACAGUUCAAGAGAUACAAGAUAAAAAGGAUAUUGGUAAUAAGAACUUCAAGCCAUAUAAAGCCUAUUUCCGGGCAACGGGUUGGCCUAUUAUCAUCUUCUUCAUAUUUACAUUUACUUUUGCAACCUUGGAUAAUACAAAAUUUAUCAUCACCUCAAAGGUUUCAGAUUCAGUCCUUGAUUAUGCGAAUGAGCAUAAUCAUACAUCAGUUUCACUUGAGGAUGUUAAGGAGUACUGCUACAGAUCUUUGAGGUGGAUCAUCAUUCUCUCGGUAUCUGUUAUGGUUGGAGCUUUCUUCCGUAUAGUUGCGAUGACAUCUGCCUCCUUCAAUGGCUCACUAAGGAUUCAUGAAUACUGCAUUAAUUCCCUCUUUACCAACAAUUCGGCUGUUUUAAGAAUAAAGACGUCUCUUGGUAGCAUUUUGACAUUCUUGUAUAUAGAUACGUUUUUCAUUGACAACAUAUUUGGAUAUUUUCUCUACGAUUCGUCAGUUUUUUCAAUUGAAACUGCGGUCCAUUUGUUGACACUAUUCUUUUUGGUACCAUGGGCCACUCCACUUGCUCUCAUACUUUGCUUUAUCAUUCUUAGGUUCAUAGUGUACUACUAUGUCAGGUCCUGCAAAAACGCAUACUUGGCACGCUUUGAAACAUUUGGCCAAAUUGACUCUACCAUAGAAACGGCUAUAUCUGGCUUAUCAAUUUAUAGGAGCUUCAAAAAGGAGUGGGAAUUAGUUCAUGCUAUGGCAGAAAACGUUGAUUAUAAUCUAAGGUGUUUUCUCUUCACAUACUCUGGUAUGGCUUGGGGAACAAUUUCGUCCAGAUUAUUUCUAUCACCAUUGGCUUUGUUCAUUCUUGUCUUUCCUCUUCUUCUUUCACGCUGGACCGAAACUGAAUUACAAGUUGGAUACUACGCCAUGGCAUAUUCCAUCUUCCUUAGCUUGAAUACUUCAUUUGCAAAUUUCCUCAAACUGUACUGUUUGAUGGAAAUGCAUAUUGGUUCUGUCAAGAGAUUUUCAAGUUUUAUUCCUGAAAAUACACCUCUAAAGUUUGCAAAGAAAAGGAACAUUUAUGGAACGGAAAUUGUUGUAGACAGUUCUAAGGAUUCAGAUCACAAGAACCUGGGUUCGGACGUUGAGAAGUAUAUUAUUUCCAGGCGUUUUGCAAGACAUAUUUCAAGGAGAGGCUUGUAUUGUACAAGUCUUAGAACAUUGCUCUUUAGGCAUAAGGUUAAUUUGUUUGACGUGUCCAAGUACACUACUUUGGGACAUACUAGGGUUAAGUUGGAUAAUGUAAGCGCUCAUAGCGUUAACAAAAAAACAGGAAUGAAGUAUGCUAUUCUAAAGAAUAUUACUUGUUCUGCGGAUACUUCGGACAUUAUUGGAGUUAUCGGUAGAACUGGAGCAGGGAAGUCUACCCUAUUGUCAGUGCUCCAGAAUCUGGCGAAUAGAGAUGGUUCUGUAUUCUUAGAUGGCUGUGAUCUGAAUGAUAUGCCAAAGAGUGUGACUAGACAGAUCAUUGGAGUACUACCUCAACUACCAUUUGUCUUUAGAGGCUGGACUGUACGUAGAUUUGUUGACCCAAGAAUGAUAUUUGAAGAUGCUGAUAUUGAAAUAGCCCUGGAAAAUUGUGGCUUGCUCAAGUUUGUCGAGAAUCUCCCGGGUGGAAAGGGUCUCGGCACCGUCAUUAUACCUGACCAUUACCACGACGAUAUGCCAAGGCACUACAAAAGAGUCUACUACGGUCCCACUUUAAAGCCACAUGGCGCCUCCUCUGUAGAUAAUGUUGACCAUGGAUCGGUGCUUUCAAACUCACAGCUACGUAUGUUAUCAGUGGCAAGACUGGUGCUCUACAGAGAAUUCUUCAAAGUUCUUUUGGUUGAUGAGCCUCCAGAGGAUGAACUUGGAGCUGCUGCAUCAAAGACUGCAGAGAUUCCAAUUUAUGAACUCAUAAAGACACACUUCCAGCACUGUGCAACCUUCAUUGCAGCUCACAAUACCGAUGUUUUGCGCUUAUGCACGUCAGUUUGGGUAUUCCACGAUGGGUCCCUAAUUAGAACGUGCAAAGCUGAGGACAUUGCAAAUAGCGAUUCUCUAUCAAAGAUCAUAGAGGAUUGCAUUACCACACACGCUUAA